AUGCCUGGCAGAGUCGCCGCCCGUUCGACCUCUGCUGCGACGACACGCCGGUCGUCAGCACAGCCCUCUGCGUCUGGGCGUGCUGGCUCCGUGACCCCAUCAUUCGCGAUACCUGAGGAACCAGCAGAGCCUACAUCAUCCCCCACUUUGCGUCGCGAUGUUUGCUUGCUUUUUGCAGACGCGCAGCGCUCGACUACUGGUCACCGAAAGCUGGUAGUGCGCCUACGCAAGCUUCAGGAACACUGUUGUGGUAUCUCACCAAGGAAGAAUGGCAGGAACACCAAAGAUCAAGAGCCCGAAGAGGCAUUGAUUCCUGCGGAGGAAACUGAAAUUGAGAGAGAAUUCAAUGUGGAAGUUGGCCGUUGUAUGCUUCGCAUUCUGACGAUUAAGAAGAGUGAGCCUGUUGGAGACCGAGUUCUGCGGUUCUUGGGUACAUUCCUCAGUCAUGCUUCUGAGAAAGAUGCCGAAAUCUUCGCACCGAGUGAGGAUGAAGACCAUAGCGCCGAAACACCGACCGCCCGCCUUACAUCCAGCUUGGUGGCAACGCUGGUGCCUGUCAUGGCUGCCAAGGACAAGAUGGUGCGCUUCCGCUCAACCCAAAUUGUCGCCCACAUCGUGAACUCGCUGGAAGCCAUUGACGACGAAUUAUACCACACUAUAAGGCAAGGGCUUCUGAAACGCCUUCGGGACAAGGAGGCCUCUGUCCGUGUGCAAGCAGUUUUGGGACUAGGGCGUCUGGCAGGAGAUGAUGCAGAAGACGACGACAAUUCUGCCCUCUUAGAAAAGCUGAUGGACAUCAUGCAAAACGAUACAAGUGCCGACGUUCGCAAAACGCUACUCACAAACCUUCCUCUCGUCCCAGUGACGCUUCCUUAUCUUCUUGAGCGUGCCCGUGACCUUGAUGCCGCUACUAGACGCGCACUGUACUCACGUCUUUUGCCUACCCUGGGCGAUUUCCGUCAUCUGUCUCUAUCUAUGAGAGAAAAGCUUCUUCGCUGGGGAUUACGUGAUCGGGAUGAGAGUGUUCGCAAAGCUACAGCAAAGUUGUUUUACGAUAGAUGGGUCGAGGAUUGCGCUGGCACGAACAAUAACCAGGACGAGGGUCCGACUGGCCAACGAUCUCCGCCCGACAUUAAUGCACUACUUGAACUCCUCGAGAGAAUCGACGUCGUCAACUCCGGAAUGGAAAGCGGAAUUGCACAUGAGGCAAUGCGCGGGUUCUGGGAAGGCCGUGCGGACUAUCGGGAGGCUGUUGUCUUUGACGAGUCAUUCUGGGAGAACAUGACGGGAGAAUCAGCGUUCUUGGUGCGGUCCUUCAAUGACUUCUGCCGCGUUGAGAAUGAAGGCAAGUACGACAGCCUUGCUGAUGACAAGAUGCCUGAGGUCACGGCCUUGGCUUAUUUCCUGGGUAAACACAUCACCCACCUUUUGCAACGGAAGAAGAUUUCCAAAGAGUCGGGAGAGGCAAAUGACGAUGACGCUGUUGAGCACGAGUUUGUUGUGGAACAAUUGCUACACAUCGCUAUUACCUUAGACUACAGCGAUGAGGUCGGUCGACGAAAGAUGUUCUCGCUACUUCGCGAAACCUUGGCUGUGCCAGAACUUCCCGAGGAGAGCACCAAGCUGGUUGUGGAAACUCUGCGGUGUGUUUGCGGACCUGACGCUGCAGCUGAAGCCGAAUUUUGCAGCGUUGUCCUCGAGGCUAUUGCCGAGGUCCAUGAUACUAUUACCACCGAAGACAGCUUUGUGUCUGCUAGGUCUGAGAUCAGUGAUGAUACUAGCAGACGAUCCGAGACUCCAGGUGAUGAAGAGGUUACUCCCUUCAACAAGGAGGAAGCCAAGGCAAAGAUCGUCCGCGAGAUCGUUGUCAACAUGAAGUGUCUAUACAUUGCUCAGUGCAUGUUGCAGAAUAUCCAAGGCCAUCUGCAGCAGAACAUGAAUCUGGUUACCAUGCUUAACAAUUUGGUUGUACCAGCUGUUCGCAGCCACGAGGCCCCAAUCCGAGAGCGUGGUCUCUUAUGUUUGGGUCUUUGCUGUCUGCUUGAUAAGAACUUGGCGGAAGAGAACAUGACGCUCUUCAUUCACUGUUAUAGCAAAGGGCACGAAGCGUUGCAGGUGACGGCUAUAGAAAUUCUUUGUGAUAUGAUUACGACUCACCCAUCCCUGCUCGCCCCUGUCACCCAAGCUGAUGGCGAGACUGUUACGCCGCCUCCCAUGCAGAAACCUUUGCUCAAGGUUUUCGCCCGCGCCUUGCGUGCUAAUUCACCCAAUAGCGUGCAGUCUGGAGCAGCAGCCGCUCUGUGCAAACUCCUACUCACCAAUACAUUUACCCCCUCUGGGCCAAAUGUACCACCGGCAAUUCAGGAGCAUAACCAAACUGCCGUUGAAACCCUCUUGCUCUCCCUUGUGGUCUCUUUCUAUCACCCACGUACCCGCGAAAACCCCGCUCUUCGACAAUCAUUGGCGUAUUUCUUCCCCGUAUACUGCCAUUCGCGCUUGGAAAACACUCAACAUAUGCGUCGGAUCGCUGUGCCAGUGGUUCGCGCUGUAAUGAAUGCGGCGGAUGAGUAUUACUCCCUCGAGGCCGAGGAAGACAGCGAUGGAGAGAUUGAUCCCAGCGUCGGCGAGCGCGAAGUGAAGGCUCUCAUGGCCGGCGUCAUUGGCAUGCUUUCCGAGUGGACUGAUGAACGCCGAGUCGUUGGUCUCGGUGGUGAACGUGUCAUGGCUGGCGGUGCUGCCAACUCCAAUGUUUGCGGAUGGGUCCACCUUGCUCUGGUCAAGGAUAUCCUCGAGCGUGUUCUCGGGGUCAGCGCAGCGCCCAAUCGCUGCUCGCGCGAAGAACGCAAACUUCUCUUCUCCCUCCUCAGCAAACUUUACUUUGCCGCCCCUACGUUGCCCGCCCGUGCAAGCUCCCGCGCCCCUGAAGGUGAAGACCAAUUCCGAACCAGCAUCCGCAGCGCGACCAGUGUUGAAAUCGAUCCUGAAAACACCGAACUCGCGACCGAGGUCAAAGAACUGUUGGAUCAAACCAUUGAGGAGGGGAUUGCCGCCGAAGCCUCCAGCCGGAACGCUUUGGUGAAAGCCAAGAAUGCUGUCCUGAAGAUUCUGGCCGUUGCACAGGAUGGUCGUGCUGCCAGCGUCCGCCCCCGAGAAGGCACCGAGGACAUUGAUAACGAUGCAGCUAGCGUGCGCUCUGGUAGUGUCCGUCGCUCCGUGGACCCCACCGGUGGUUAUGGGCGUCGUCACGUCUCCGUUGAACCCAGUAUCAUGGAGGAAGAUGAGGAGGGCGAUAGCCGUCUUACAUCUGCUACCGCAAACCGCCCCAUUCUCUCCAUUGAGCCUAGUAUCAUGGAAGUCGAUGAGGAAGAUGAGAAUGAUACUAGCCGAGGUACUAUCAUUAAGGAAGAGACGGGUGAUGAGUGA
This is a messenger RNA of Penicillium bovifimosum, 3423 nucleotides long. Its product is annotated as condensin subunit YCG1. Lineage: Eukaryota; Fungi; Ascomycota; Eurotiomycetes; Eurotiales; Aspergillaceae. Bases 1 to 3423 code for a protein of 1140 amino acids. Gene Ontology annotation, biological process: mitotic chromosome condensation. The record is from RefSeq and is a predicted model, not a curated record. The transcript is spliced from 2 exons. Gene Ontology annotation, cellular component: condensed chromosome; condensin complex.